CACAAUAACAUCUAAGUCGGCUCAUUUUAGAUCUACUGUAGUCGACUGCUCUUCGAAAACUGUAAAAAUGUUUAAAUUAAUCCUAAUAGUAUCUGCGAUUAGACUUACAGUUGCUGACUGUCCAAGUGGAUGGCACAGUUUUGGUGAGUCAUGUUACAACUUCAGCAGUGACGAAUUUAGCUGGGCUGGAGCAUUCUCAAUGUGUAAGAUACUGGGAGGUUAUCUGGUUGAAAUCGAUAGCGAGAGUGAAGACAACUUUUUGAAUGGUGUGGCAAAACAAUUAAAUGACAGAUACUCUAGUUCACAUGGUUACGGUGUGUCGACAGUGAGCCCACCAGAUUUGACACAAUUAAUGCGCACCAGCUAUUGGAUCGGACUCACGGACUUGAAUGAAGAAGGUACCUGGGUAUGGAUGACCAGUAUGAAGUCACUAAACUAUACAAACUGGGAUGGAUGUAAAACCUGUGAUACCGGCUACGACACAAAUUGUGCAGCAGGAUUGAUGUAUCCAAGUGGACACUGGCGGAUAGAGAAAUGUUUUCGAGGAAGAUAUUUUGUUUGUGAGAUGGAUAGUGUUUAACUGAUUAAAGAAAAAUAAAUGCAAAAUUAUG
Mercenaria mercenaria is the source of this 611-nucleotide messenger RNA. RefSeq names its product perlucin-like. The record is from RefSeq and is a predicted model, not a curated record. The coding region runs from base 68 to 580 and encodes 170 amino acids. NCBI's taxonomy places the organism in Eukaryota, Metazoa, Mollusca, Bivalvia, Venerida, Veneridae. The transcript has 4 exons.